GUUGUUUGCAGCCAUCACAGAGCAGACAGAGAGGACCUUCAUCGUCGGACAUCCUGCGGCUUGUUUUCAGGCCGAGCUGCAGCAUCCCUCACCAUGACUAAAGAGGAGAACCUGGAGGUGCAGGAGAAGGAGAGGCACGACCGGGAGGAGCAGGAGGAGGGCCGGGUCCAGAAAGAGGAGGAGGAGGCUCUGACGGAGGAGGAGGAAGAGGAGGAGGAGAAAGAAGUGGAAGAGGAGGAGGAGGAGUACGAGCUCGAGGGGGAGGAGAGGGCCGGGGUGGACGACGAGGAGGAUGACGAGCAGGAGGAGGAGAGAGAGGAGAGAGAGGAGCGGGGAGAGGAAGAGGAGGAGCCGCUGACCUGCAGGGAGCAGGAGGCGGAGCUGGAGGCGGAGCCACUGUCCGUGUCCGAGUACCAGAGCCCGGUUCACGAGCCGCGCCGCAGAGCCAUGGUACACCCGUCCGCUCAGGCCCCACUGCCCAAAGACUACACCUUCACCUUCUUCGACCCCAAUGACCCGGCCUGUUUGGAGAUCCUCAUGGAUCCCCGCACCACCAUCCCCGAGCUGUUCGCCAUCGUGCGUCAGUGGGUUCCCCAGGUUCAGCACAAGAUCGACAUCAUCGGCAACGAGAUCCUGAAGCGAGGUUGCCACGUCAACGACCGUGACGGUUUGACCGACAUGACUCUGCUGCACUACAGCUGCAAGGCCGGGGCCCACGGAGUCGGCGACCCGUCGGCCGCUCUGCGUCUCACCAGUCAGCUGAUCUCUCUGGGAGCCGACGUCAGUCUGAGGAGCCGCUGGACCAACAUGAACGCUCUGCACUACGCCGCUUACUUCGACGUCCCAGAGCUGAUCCGGAUCCUGCUCAAAGCUGCUAAACCCAGAGUGCUGAACUCCACCUGCAGUGACUUUCACUACGGCACAGCUCUCCACAUCGCCGCCUCCAACCUCUGCCUGGGAGCCGUCAAGUGUCUGCUGGAGCACGGAGCCAACCCCAGCGUCCGGAACGAUAAGAGCCAGGUCCCCGCCGAUGUGGUCCCCGACCCGAUGGACAUGAGUCUGGACAAAGCGGAGGCGGCCAUGGUGGCCAAAGAGCUGAGGCAGCUGCUGCUGGACGCCGUCCCCCUCAGCUGUAACCUCCCCAGAGCCACGCUGCCCAACUACGACAACAUCCCCGGGAACCUGAUGCUGACCUCUCUGGGACUGAAGCUGGGAGACCGCAUCGUGCUGGACGACAUGAAGAGCGGCACUCUGAGGUUUUGCGGGACGACAGAGUUCGCCAGCGGUCAGUGGGUCGGCGUGGAGCUGGACGAGCCUGAGGGGAAGAACGACGGCAGCGUGGGCGGCGUACGCUACUUCAUCUGCCCUCCUAAGCUAGGGAUUUUUGCCCCCGUCUCAAAGAUUUGCAAAGUCCUGGAUCACACACCUUCAUCCGUCACCUCCACACCCAGGACCCCCCGCCUGGACCUGGCCUCCCGCCUCGCCGGGAAGACCAAGAAGGAGAAAGAGAAGAAGGAGAAGGAGAGAGAGAGAGCCCAGAGGAAGAAGACGUCAGUCGCCAGUCUGGAUCCGGAGGGUCUGAACGUGGAGGUUGGGGAUCAGGUUUUGGUGGCCGGACAGAAAAACGGCGUUGUCCGUUUCUAUGGAAAGACAGACUUCGCUCCAGGUUACUGGUUCGGCAUCGAGUUGGAUCAGCCGACAGGGAAACACGACGGCUCGGUGUUCGGCGUCCGCUACUUCAACUGCCUGCCCAAAUACGGCGUGUUUGCUCCGCCCUCCCGCGUGCAGAGAAUCGGAGGCCCUAAAGACGGCUCGCAGAACGACAAAUCCAUGGUGAAGAAGGUCCACCAAGUCACCAUGGCACAGCCGAAGCGUAACUUCAACACGAUGCGUUCCCCUAAAGACCUGACCUCCGAGAGCUCCAUAUCCAGGUUGCUGUUCUGCUGUUGGUUCCCGUGGAUGCUGCGUGCUGAGAUGCAGUCCUAA
This is a messenger RNA of Notolabrus celidotus (New Zealand spotty), 1986 nucleotides long. RefSeq names its product CAP-GLY domain containing linker protein 3 (gene clip3). Gene Ontology annotation, cellular component: microtubule plus-end; nucleus; cytoplasm. The transcript has 14 exons. Gene Ontology annotation, biological process: cytoplasmic microtubule organization. The coding region runs from base 94 to 1986 and encodes 630 amino acids. Gene Ontology annotation, molecular function: microtubule plus-end binding. The record is from RefSeq and is a predicted model, not a curated record. Lineage: Eukaryota; Metazoa; Chordata; Actinopteri; Labriformes; Labridae.